ACGUAGAUCAGAAAUGAUCAACUUUGUGGGCUGUUAUUUAACAAAUAAUGUGAUGAAAGUGAUUUUCAUUGGUUUGUUUAUAUUUCUUGUAGUUUCAUAUUUGUAUUGUCGAUUUUCUCGAAGAGGUCGGCUGUUUGCUAAAAUUCCUGGACCUCCCCGAUGGCCACUUAUCGGGAAUGUGCACAAUUUUAAUUUGCCACGAGAUAAGUUGUUUGAAUAUUUAAGAACUUUAAAUAAAACGUACGGCGAUGUAAUCGCAUCUGGUACUUUGGAUGUGACAGCUAUUCAUAUUUAUAAUCCUAACGACAUUGAGACUGUUAUUACAAAAUGUACCAAAAAAUAUAAGCCGUACACAUUUUUACGGCGGUGGCUCGGCGACGGAUUACUUAUUAGCAAUGGUAGUAAAUGGCAAGAUCGGAGAAAAUUGCUGACUCACGCCUUUCAUUUCGACGUCCUGAGGAAAUAUGCCCGAACCUUCGCUGAUGAGGCUGAAGUAUUCAUGGAAGCGGUUGAGAAGGAAGCUGCUAGGGACCAGGCUGACGUUAAUCGACUAAUUAAUAAAACCAUACUUCGAAUUAUAUGUAAGACAAUUAUGGGAACUUCGAUGAAAGAAGACAUAGAUUCGCUAACAACAAAAUAUCUAGAAGCGAUACACAAAAUCGCAGCACUCUUGUUUCCAAGAAUGUUAAAUAUUCUACUUUAUUUAGACAUUACGUUCCAAAUUUCAAAAAACGGCUGGAACGAACGAGUCGUAAUAAAAGAAUUGCACCAAAUCACAAAAAGUAUAAUCAAAGAACGAAAAACUGACUUACAUACUAAUAUUCACAUCCAAAGUGAAGCUGAGAAAAGAUUUAAUAAAAAGGGUCGCCUAGCAAUGUUGGACUUGUUAAUUGAAAACGAAAAGGAAGGAAAAAUUGACGACAACGGCAUUAGAGAGGAAGUGGACACAUUUAUGUUCAGGGGAUUUGAUACAACGUCUGUGACUAUGGCCUACUUGAUGAUGUUAAUAGCGAAUAAUCCAGAAAUUCAGAAUAAACUUUAUGACGAAAUGAAAAGUAUUUUCGGUGAUUCCCGUCGUCCGGCAACAAUCGACGACCUAAAAGAGAUGAAAUAUUUAGAUUGUUGUAUCAAAGAAACGUUACGGCUGUACCCAUCUGUGCCGUAUAUUUUUAGAAGUAUCACUGAAGAGAUAGUAUUAGGGGGUUACGUUAUACCAGCGGGGACAAUGUGCCAAAUUCAUAUAUACGAUUUACAUCGGCGACCGGAUCUGUAUCCGGAGCCUGAACGCUUCAUUCCUGAGAGGUUUCUGCCAGAAAACUGCAUCGAUCGACAUCUCUUCGCCUACCUACCCUUUAGCGCCGGCUCUAGAAACUGUAUCGGUCAAAAGUUCGCAAUGUUGCAGAUGAAAACAUUGACGUCAAGUUUAAUAAGAAAAUACCGUUUGGAGGCGGUCACAAAAUCUACCGAUUUAAAUUUCUAUGUGGAUUUCGUACUCCGAGCUAAACUUCCCAUUUAUGUAAGAUAUUGUCCAAGAGAAGUUUGAUGUUAAAAAUUCGAGGUACAAUUGUUGUGUUUUAUUGGUAAUUUUUAAGGUUUAUUUUACGGUUGGGAUUAUCAUAAUUAUUGAAUACCUUUUUUUUACACGCAAAUAUUUUCAUACAAAUCCAUGUAAUUUAUAAUUAUAGCAACGAAACAUUAAUUUUAUAGUUGUACAAGUUGGAGUAAUUUUUAAUAAUAACUUUAAAUUAAAUGAUGUGAUUUGAUGUAAGUAAUUUAAAUUAUAUUAAUAAAGAAGAAAAAUAUUCUCGUAUGGAAAUACAUACAUACUUGCAACUUUCAAUAUACAUUAAAAUUUUUAUUUCUCCUAACCUAAUGUAUGUUUCUAACCAAACAAAGUACUUACCUACUCGGUCUCCGUGGAAAUCGUGAGUGUAUUGACUAUGAAACGAAGUAUAUUUUACAAUUUAUAUAACAAAAUAUAGCAAACAGAGAAAUAUUACAAAAGUACGUACAUACGGUUUAUCGCUUAAAUAGUGAUCUCUAGCGACAACCUUUAGGUAGAGGACUUGAAGUAUAAUAAAGCGGUAAGGAGCAGUACAAAAGACUAAAUAAAUAAAUUAAAAUAAAUAUAACAUAUAUUUUAUCUUAAUAUAUAUUUACUGUAGUGGCUUUUGUUUGUUACAUCUGUACUUGGUAACGUCAUAAACUAUGUCAUAGCACUGAUUAAAAAAUUAUAACCUACUGAAAAAAAAAUAUUGACAAAUUUCAUUAAUUUCUACUUUCAGUCGUGUGUGUGUGUGAUUUAUUAAUAUUUACUUUUUAAUCUUUUGAUAUUUUAAGCUUUAGGCUGUUACACAUUAGGCUGUCAGUUUAAAAAAGUUGGCAAAAUUUGUAAUGAUCAGACUAUCAUGAAAAGCGUUAACAAAAACGUAAUAAAAUAAAACAGCCUGUAUAUAAAUGUAAAUCUAUUAAUAU
Molecule: messenger RNA, 2475 nt
Organism: Nymphalis io (European peacock)
Lineage: Eukaryota; Metazoa; Arthropoda; Insecta; Lepidoptera; Nymphalidae
Product: cytochrome P450 4C1-like
Exons: 9
Coding region: 14-1543 (509 amino acids)
Molecular function (GO): monooxygenase activity; iron ion binding; oxidoreductase activity, acting on paired donors, with incorporation or reduction of molecular oxygen
Source: RefSeq, a predicted model, not a curated record